AUGAGCCCCUUAACAGCUAUUGAGAACCUCUAUCGAGAAUACGCCCCUUUGGCAUUCCAACCUAAUGAGAAGAUGUCUCCGUUCUCUCAGUUCGGCAGUCUUCCUGGAGUCGGUGGAUAUGGUGGUGGUAUUGAUCGGGACUUCUCUCCCAUCCUGAACUACAUUGAUGAGUUUGAUCGUCACUUCUCUCGCCGCCAUCGCUUUAUGAAUUGCUUCAUCCCAAGAUUUGAUCUCGAGGAGGAUGCCCACAACUACUACCUCUACGGCGAAAUUCCCGGCGCAACAAUAGACACCAUCACCAUCGAAGCCCACAGCAACCACACCCUCCAAAUCUACGGCAAGACCAUCCGCGUCGGACCAGCCCUCCUAUCAUCUCAACCCCAAGAAGGCUCCGACGGCGGCGGAGAAUUCGUCAAAGUCCAAGUCGAAGACCACGAACACUCGACUGCCGAGCACAAAGAACACGUUGAACCACCAACAUCCGCGCCUACCCAACAAGCAGUAGCAUCUACAUUCCCACCUCCUCCCACCCAAGGUCAGCAGUUAGGACAUCCGCACCAUGAACGCCAUCAUACUUUCGGUGGCGGUCUCGAUAAUGGAAAUCCGAGUCAACGCCAUAUCUUGCUUUCUGAGAGGCUGGUAGGAGAUUUUCACCGCACGUUCGCGUUCCCGAGUCCGGUUGUCGAGGAUGGGGUUAGGGCUUCGUUGGAGAAUGGGGUUUUGAGUCUGGUGGUGCCGAAGAAGGAUGGGGGGUCUGAGGAGAGGAGGGGGAGGAGGGUGCCGAUUAUGCAGGGGGGUGGGAGGAAUUGA
This is a messenger RNA of Mollisia scopiformis, 810 nucleotides long. RefSeq names its product HSP20-like chaperone. The transcript is spliced from 2 exons. Bases 1 to 810 code for a protein of 269 amino acids. Gene Ontology annotation, biological process: protein folding; response to heat; response to salt stress. The record is from RefSeq and is a predicted model, not a curated record. Lineage: Eukaryota; Fungi; Ascomycota; Leotiomycetes; Helotiales; Mollisiaceae.